AUGGAUCCAGCGGCGUCGACAUCCUCGCGCGAGGACGGCGACACCUCAGAAUCCCAUCAUGCGCAAGAUGACGACUUCACCCUGCGCGCGGUGCUCGCAGGGCUGUUAAUCGGCUGCCUGCUCGCCUUCACCAAUCUCUAUCUGGGCCUGCAGUCCGGCUGGAUCAGCAUCAUGUCGCUGCAAAGCUCGCUGCUGGGCUUUGCGCUGUUCCGCGUGAUUCCGCGGCAGAUCAACCUGGUCGGACGCCGCUUCGUGCUGAUGUCGAGCCCGUUCACGCCGCAGGAGAAUGUGCUGGUGCAGACGACGGCGGCAGCGGUGGGCGUGAUGCCGCUCUCGGCGGGACUGGUGGGCGUCAUCCCGGCACUCAAGAAGCUCACCUGGGACAAGGACGGCAGUGGACCCAUCGACCUCGACUUUCUGCAGCUGCUUGGAUGGUGCUUUGCGCUGGCGUACUUUGGCGUCUUCUUCGCAUCGCCGCUGCGCGAACCCAUGAUCGUGCGCGAGAAGCUCACCUUCCCCUCGGGCACGGCUACGGCGCAGCUCAUCGGUGUGCUCCACAACAAGCCUCUGCUCACGCAGCGCGCAAGCACGGCCAGAGGCUUCCGACGCCGUAGUCAUGCCCUGGACGAAGCCGAAGCGGGAGAAGAAGAUGACGAGCGCACCGCUCUGCUGAGCUCGCAGCAUCGCCCAGCAAGCUCGGACCGGGAUCAAAACGAAGCUGAAGCAAGCGACAGAGACAAUGCUGGUGUCGAUGCGAUCUCCGGGUCCAAGGGAUGGAAGGCGCUCGCCUGGGCCUUUUCGGGAUCGGCCGGCUUCACCGUGCUCUCGUACUACAUCCCGGUGCUGUACGCCAUGCCGCUGUUCGACUUUUUGCCGCCGCACAACCUGGCUGCCAUGUGGGGGUUCUGGUUCACACCCUCGCUCAACUACAUCGGGCAAGGCAUCAUCAUGGGCCUGCCGACAACGGUGAGCAUGACGGCGGGCGCAUUGGUGGGCUGGGCCGUGCUGAGUCCGUUGGCGUACUACCAGGGCUGGGCACCGGGCCACCCGCUGGAUUCCGAGACGGGCAGUAAGGGCUGGAUCCUGUGGAUCAGCCUGGCGAUCAUGUGCUCGGAGAGCAUCGUAGGGCUGGCGGCAUUAGUCGCGAGCAAUGGCCUGCGCGAUCUCAAGAGCUGGACAGCAAGGAAGUACGAUCGUGCGGGUGGCCGCGACCAAGGAGACGAGGACGUGGACGUGGACCACGAGCCUGCGCACCGGCAGACGCCGACGUCGUGGGUGGUCGUUGGGCUGGUUGGAUCGACGGUGGUCGCCGUUGUGUUGAUCUACGUCGCCUUUGGUGCUGAGGGCAUCUCGCCGUGGGCGACAUUGUUAGGCAUCGCCAUGGCGUCGCUGUUCGCCAUCUUGGGAAUCCGGGCGCUGGGCGAGACGGACCUGAAUCCGGUGUCUGGGAUCGGCAAGAUCUCGCAGCUCAUCUUUGCGCUGGUGCAGCCGGGCAACGUGGUGGCCAACCUGAUCGCGGGCGGCAUCUCGGAAGCCGGAGCGAUGCAGGCGGGGGAUCUGAUGCAGGACUACAAGACGGGCCAUCUUGUGGGCGCCUCGCCGCGUUCGCAAUUCAAGGGACAGCUAAUUGGCAGCACGCUAGGCAUCGUGAUCAGCAGCUUUGCGUACAAGCUCUAUACGGACGCCUACGAGAUCCCUGGACCGCAGUUCCCGGCACCGACGGCAGCGGUGUGGCUCAACCUGGCGAGGCUGGUGAAUCGAGGCCACCUUCCGGACAAGGUGAAGCUGUUCAUGAUCGUGUUUGGCGCCGUCUUUGCCGUGUCGGGCCUGAUCAAGACGCUGGCGCGGACCAAGGCGCUGCACGACCAAGGCACGGUGGGGAACAGCACGGCAGGCAAGAUCGCCAAACUGGUGCCGAGCGGGAUCGCGUUUGCGGUGGGCAUGCUCAACACGCCCAACUUUUCGUUGGCGCGACUGGUGGGCGGGCUGAUCGCGCACUGGUACUACGCCCGCAACCGCCACCGAGUAGAUGCGGCCAAGACGCCUGCGGCGCUGGCGGGGAUCGGCAUUAUUAUCGUAGCGAGCGGGUUCGUGCUGGGCGAGGGUGCGGCGAGCAUCGUGACGCUGCUGCUCAAGCAGAACGGAGCGCAGGCGUGGACGUGUGCCGGCUGCCGCGGUGGAUGCGGAGGUGGCUGCUCUUAG
This is a messenger RNA of Moesziomyces antarcticus, 2202 nucleotides long. Its product is annotated as OPT oligopeptide transporter. Lineage: Eukaryota; Fungi; Basidiomycota; Ustilaginomycetes; Ustilaginales; Ustilaginaceae. The coding region runs from base 1 to 2202 and encodes 733 amino acids. Gene Ontology annotation, molecular function: oligopeptide transmembrane transporter activity. The record is from RefSeq and is a predicted model, not a curated record. Gene Ontology annotation, cellular component: fungal-type vacuole membrane. The transcript has a single exon.